Messenger RNA from Laccaria bicolor S238N-H82, 258 nucleotides. RefSeq lists its product as uncharacterized. Bases 1 to 258 code for a protein of 85 amino acids. Lineage: Eukaryota; Fungi; Basidiomycota; Agaricomycetes; Agaricales; Hydnangiaceae. The transcript has 2 exons. The record is from RefSeq and is a predicted model, not a curated record.
AUGCAACGUCAUCAACACUAUCAAUGCAACGUCGUCAAUGCAACAUCGUCAACGCCGUCAAUGCAACAUCGUCGACGUUGUCAAUGCAACGUUGUCAACCAACAGUCAACGUCGUCGAUGUCACCAUCUACCUCGUCUCUCACCACGGGCUUGGCAAGCCUUACCCCUGGGAGGUCUAAUGCGAUGCACACGCGAUGCACACACAAACGCGCCCAGCAGCGAGCAGUUUCUGCCACAUUUUGUCCAACUACUCAAUGA